Octopus bimaculoides (California two-spot octopus) is the source of this 4547-nucleotide messenger RNA. Its product is annotated as forkhead box protein J1-B. The record is from RefSeq and is a predicted model, not a curated record. Lineage: Eukaryota; Metazoa; Mollusca; Cephalopoda; Octopoda; Octopodidae. Gene Ontology annotation, molecular function: RNA polymerase II cis-regulatory region sequence-specific DNA binding; DNA-binding transcription factor activity, RNA polymerase II-specific. Gene Ontology annotation, biological process: regulation of transcription by RNA polymerase II. Gene Ontology annotation, cellular component: nucleus.
AAGAUCGGGCGUCGUCGUCGGGUAUUUUUUUUUUGUUUUUGGAAAGGUGUGAAAGACAAGAGUUAUGGACUCUUUCCAAACACAACCUCUAAGAUCUUCAUUACAAAGUGUUACCACUGACUAUCAACCUUAUUACUAGCCAUCAACUUCUCUGCCUAUAUCAUCCAUCAAAACAUCAUCAAUAUCAAAAUCAUCACCAUUUCUGUAGUCACCGUUGUUACUAUUAAUUAUUAUUAUUAUUAUCAUAUUUAUAAUCAUUACUGUUAUCACAAUUAAUAUUAUUAUCAGUAUCAGCAGCAGCAGUGACAACAAUAACAACAACAAUAACAACAACGACGCAGAAAGUCUGAUGAAAGUUCCAAUAAUAAUAUUAUCAAUAACUUCUGUAUGGAAAAUUUAAAGGAUAGAAUGGAAAAUUUAAAGGAUAGAAAUCAAAACAAACUGUGAGUGAAAGGAAGCGGACACAAUCGUGUACUUGUUGGAAUUUCUAAUCUACCUGUCUGUCUGUGUCUCAAUUUCCUUUCCAUCUCUUUUUAUCUGCUCCCUCCCACCUAUAUACAUUUUACAUUUUAUCAAUGAAAAAUCACUCUUCCUAACUUAUAUCAGUCAAUCGAAGAUCAAUCCAAGUAUAUAUAAUAUAAAUAUAAAUAUAUAUAUAUACAUACAUACUUGAGUGUGUGUGUGUGUAUAUACAUAUAUAUAUAUAUAUAUAUGUAUGUAUGUAUGUUUGUAUUUAUGUAUACCUGAGAGAAUAUAUAUAGUUGAUAACUAGCCCCUUACACACACAAACAUAUUUAUGCUUACGUACCUACAUACAUAAUACCUCGUGUUAAUAAAUACAUAAUUCAUAUACGUACAAUUCAAACACACACGCACACACAAACACAUUUACAAUAUCUAUCUAUCUAUCUAUCUAUCUAUCUAUCUAUCUAUCUAUCUAUCUAUCUAUCUAUUUAUCUCUCUACAUACAUACCUACAUACAUACAUACAUACAUACAUGCAUACACAUGCGUAUGUUGAUAUAUUAACAUAAGUACCUAUAUGCAUAUGUAUGUAUAUCUAAAUAUAUCUAUAACAUAUAUCAUUUAUGUAUAUUAAAAUAUAAGGAACUUUUAACAGCCAUAAGAACUUCGAGGAACUGGAAACAUUUCGGAAAUUGUAUAUUGUGAAUAUCAACUCAAAACAUCAACGGAUUAAAACGCGUGGAUAUCUCAGGGGAUUUUAAUCUUUAUAAUUGUCUAUUUUUAAAAAGACAUCAUUUUGUUUUAAUUCAAAAUUUUUUUUUUUAUUUACCUCUGUGAAGUAUUAUCCGAACACAGAACACUACUUUUUUGCACCAGUCUCUAAGAAACAGCUAUAUAUAGAAGGUAAAGUUGAAAUGAAAACCAUCCACCUACAAAAUCAAGAUUUGCAAUCCAUACAUGCACGUUAAUUUAUUUUACCUGGUAAAUGAUAUAUUAUUAUAUGUAAUUGAACAAAUAAUCCAGACGGUGGGUGUUGGCUUUUCUUUCAAACGAUCCUUUAUAAACAUAAAGUAAUAUCAUCCAGUAUUUAACUGAGAAAACAGAAAAAAUAUCAACCAGAAAACAACAGCAACAAACUUUAAAUGCAACCAUUUUUGGCUGCUUUUUUUAUGUUUUGAGUUCAAAUCCUGUUGUGAAUGAAACAAAAUAAUAAAUACCAACAAGAUAAUGCAGUCGUUUUAGUUGACUUGUAAUAAACGCCCCUUUUAUUACCAAAAAAAGAAAAACAAGAGAGAAAAAAAAGCUGGCUUUUUGCCACAAUAAGAAGUCCUUACCAUAUCUCUGCAUUUUAAAAACUUUUUGGUGGAUCACACAUGCGAGCCAUAAGGAAAAUGUCCACAGCAGAAUAAACCGUGGAGGGUGCUUCCUCGGACCGUAGUGAAGCUCUCCUGAGCACUGGAGUGCUUUCAUCUCUCAAAAUGCCUAUUUACACGACGAGUAACUUGGCAAAACAACUGCGUGAGAAUUGGUUAUCCAAAUACCCGUCUGACACCUACAAUACCGGCUCAAUUAAUUUGGACGAUAGUCUCACCAGUCUGAACUGGCUUCAGAACUUAAAGAUUCUUCGGGUACCGAAUCCGUCGCCGUCUCCAAACUGUGAAUCAGCGCGGGUUUUGACAACAUCGAUGGGACGUAGAGGAGGAGUAUCGGAAGAAGCUGACGACAACGGAGUUUUACGGGUUGUUCAAGAUGAUGGGGAAUCGGACUCUAGAUUAAAAUACAGCCAUUUUAUGUAUCUAAACAAUUCCAAAAAUACAAAUAAGCAUCAGACAAUUGAUUAUAAAACAAACUCUUGUGUAAAACCUCCAUUUUCCUAUGCUGCCCUUAUAUGUAUGGCUAUGAAAGCAAGUCCGUCCAACAAAAUGACUCUAUCUGCGAUAUAUUCCUGGAUUACAGACAAUUUUGUUUACUAUCGGAUGGCUGAUCCAAGUUGGCAAAAUUCUAUACGUCACAAUUUGUCUUUGAAUAAAUGUUUCCAAAAAGUUCCUCGGAGAAAAGAUGAACCUGGUAAAGGAGGUUUCUGGAAGGUGAAUCCUGAAUAUAUUGACCAGAUAGAAAAUGGUAUAUUGAAGAAAAGAAAGCACAAUGAUCUUAACUACACACCCUUGAAGCGAAGUCGGUCAGACAUUAGCUGUCAAUCGGACAGUUUGAAUUCCCAAUCAGGACCUGAUUGGGAAGGUAACAAAGCUGCAGAAAUGCUGUCAAAUGUCAUUCACCUGCCUCCCACUGAUGAAGUGAGUAAUGACUUUAACCUGAACUUCCUGUUUGACCAAGACAUCAUGGUUGGCGAUGUGAAAGUGAAAACAGAAACAAUUAUUGAUGAAGUAGAUUACGGUUCUUUGAUGGCGCUUAGUCCUCCAGAUUCUGAUGGAUCCAACGCUGACGAUAUCAGCAUGGACAAUUUUUUCUGUAGCAAUAUAUUAAACAAGCCUGUAAAUUCUUCCAUGAAUGGUCGGGGGCAUUCACUGGAUGGUUCUCUAACUAAUAACCCCCUCGAUUUAACUGUAAAAGGUACUGGUAUCAAACAUUGGUGGGCUGGGAAUGACAUGUGUAGCAACAGCUUCAAUCUUAGUGCUGAGACUCGAGACUUUCUUAACAACACUAUAUUUACUAUAUGUGACAGUGCUGAUGGACUGAACACACCUGAAUCAAGUUCACCUUUACCUGAGAAUCCCCACCCUUGGGCAGAAUCUCGAACCCAUUCUGACGAUAUGACAGCAACUUUUGAUAUUGAUACAAUAAUGUAAACCAGACAAAAAGAGAAUGGUAACUGAGUGUGACAUAUAACAACAUCAUCUUGGAAAAUGGUUUACAAAAAGAUCAGUAAAAUUUAAACACCAAAAAGUUAUUUGGUUUCUAAUUCUACGAUACUUCUACUAACAUUAAACACCUUCUAAACAUAUCUUUCUAAUCUUAAUAAUUUCUUGGUGAUAUAUUACUACUUUUUGUUUGCCUUUCCAAUCUCCUCUCAGAUUCAUACAUCCUGCAGUAACCUAAAAAGCAGCAUUUUGGCUUGGUUUGGUAGUUUGUUUUGUUUUGUUUUGUUUUAUUUUACAACAAAAAAGAAAGAAAAGAAAAAAAAGAUAAAACAGAGCAACACAAAAAUAACAAAAUAUAUAAAAUGAGAUAAAAAUAUUGUACCACUGGUCAAUGUUGAAAAAUUUUAAGAUGCUAUAUUUUAUUUUAAUUUAGCCCCUCCCACCCAUUUUUUUUUCUUUUUCUUAUGUGAACAAUCACUUGGUAACUAGGACUUAAUGAACCAUUAAUGAUUUUGGUCUCCUGAAGUUGCUGUAGAGGAUCGACUGAUAUCUUAACAAUGGGCGGAGUUUGUUUUUCCAUUUGCUGUCAUAGAUAUGAACUUCAAUAAAGUGUAUUCUCCAUUAUUACCUUUAAAUUCUAACACAAUGAACUUUCUACCCAAUUGUUGUCAACUACAUCUUCCUUCAGCUCAUUACAACAAAGCAUCAGAUUUCUAAGAAGAUAAUUUAGCCAUGUGGUAGGUUUUCAGUUUUCAUGUUUUGAAAAUCUAUUGAAAAAAAAAAAAAUUAAUAAAAAUUUGGAAAAAAAAAAUUUACAAAAAUUAAAAACAUUGAAUACAUUCUUCAACUUCCGGUUCUAAUAUUUGUUGACUGCAGUUACUCAUAGCUUCCAUAUGGUAUUGAUGGACAGAGCCACACAGUCCAAGUUGCAUUCUACAAGGACAUAUUUAAUCUAUUGUCUAAAUCAUAUAUCUUAAGUGUUUGUUUUAUGUAUGCAUGUGUGAAUGUUGUUUGUAUAUGAGUGUAUGUAUGUUUUGUGUCUCUUUAAUUGUGUCUUUAUAUUAGUCUUCUACUCUGUGGCAAUGCCUUAAUCUUUUAAUCUUGGUUGUUAGAUUGAUUACAAUGGAAAUCUUAAGAAAUAGAUAUCAAAGUCUUAUGUACUUUGUUAUAUAUAUUCCUUGUGAGAUUUUUCUAUUGAGCCUUUGAAAAAAACCUCCGUCCAUUUUAUAUUUGACUGAAAUAAUAAAUACACUGUUACAUUUGA